AUGCGUUUCACUUCUGCUGUCGUUCUUGCUAUUCUCGGUGCCGCCCAGGCCACCCCCAUCGCGGCUCCCCAGCCUGUCCUCGAGACUGCUGUUGAUGCCCCCAUCGAGGCCCGCUCCAUUCUCAGCGGCGGCGAGGACCUUGCUCCCGCCCAGCUCGAGAAGCGCCUCGACCCCAUCACCACCUCGAUCGUGGUGGCGGCCGGUUCCGCGCUCGCCACCAAGGCCGUCGACGCCGCCGUCAAGGCAGUCGGCAACGCCAUAAAGGGCCUCCAGAACUGGGACAACGUCCGCGAGGAGUUCACCAAGAAGACCGUCAGCGAGAUGUGGGCCAAGAUCGAUCAAAAGACCUACUCCGCUGCCGUCUGCUACAACAUGGACUACACCGUCCCCAACAUUGACGGCAAGACUUCGGUCGCUGUCAAGUCGGGCUUGCUCAAGACCACCUACGACUGCUUCUACAUGAAGGCCGGAGCCCAGACCUUCCAGGCUAAGGGCGACGGUGGCUUCCAGAACCUCGCCGCUCAGCACGACAGCCGCUGCACCUACGACAGCAAGAAGAUCACCCUUACUUGCAAAUAG
This is a messenger RNA of Pyricularia grisea, 579 nucleotides long. RefSeq lists its product as uncharacterized. The coding region runs from base 1 to 579 and encodes 192 amino acids. The record is from RefSeq and is a predicted model, not a curated record. NCBI's taxonomy places the organism in Eukaryota, Fungi, Ascomycota, Sordariomycetes, Magnaporthales, Pyriculariaceae. The transcript has a single exon.